Molecule: messenger RNA, 1428 nt
Organism: Triticum turgidum subsp. durum (durum wheat)
Lineage: Eukaryota; Viridiplantae; Streptophyta; Magnoliopsida; Poales; Poaceae
Source: the annotation of a GenBank genome assembly
AUGGCCGAGGCCUCCCGGUACCAGAUCCUGGUGCGGCUCCUCGACGGCCGCACCCACUGCCUCCGGUUCUCCACGCCCACCGUCUCCGGCGCGGCGCUCCUCGACGCCGUUUCCGCGCUCUCCCGCGUCCCCGCCGCCUCCCUCCGCCUCGUCACCGGCCGCCUCGACAUCUCGCCCUCCUCCGUCCUCGCAUCCUUCCCCGACGGGCAAUUCCCCUCCGCGUCCGCGCUCCUCCGCCUCCGCGGUGGCAAGGGCGGGUUCGGCUCCCUCCUCCGUGGGGCCGCCUCCAAGGCCGGCCAGAAGAAGACCAGCAACUUCGACGCUUGCCGCGACAUAAACGGCCGCCGGCUCCGCCACGUCAACGCGGAGCGCCGCCUCGAGGAGUGGAGGGCCGAGGCCGCAGAUCGUCAGCUCGAGAAACUUGCCGAGGACUUCCUCAAGAAGAAGGCCAAAGAGUCAGGCCGCGGCGGCGCCCGAGCUGCCGAGGUUGACAAGUAUCUUGAGAAGUACCGAAAGGAUGCCGAGAGCUGCGUCAACGCCGUGGAGGAGUCGGUACGUGCCUCCCUUGGGAAGAGGAAGGCUGUCCCCAAGCCACGUGAUGCAAAGAAGCUUAAAAUUUGGAUGGGCAAAAAGAAAGUAGCAGAUGAUGAGAGUGAUAGUGACAGUGACAGUGAUGUGGACGAUAAUGAGGGGGCAGAUGCAAAACCCAUAGCUCUUGAUCAUGGGAAUUACUCAAAUGAAUCCAACAAAAGUGAGGAGGAAAAGGUUGAUCUGGCUUCAGUUUCUGGGUCACAUUCAGAAGGAGAGUCCUCAGGUGAGAAGUCCCAGAGCAGUGAUUCAGAGGAAAAUGGAAAUGCUCUUCAGGAAUCCAUGGAAGUAAAGAUUAGAUCAGGAUGUGAUUUUGAGUCACAAGGUAGUUUGGAGUGUGAGGUGGGAACGGCAGUUCAGCCUGCUCCUGAGAACACUUCUGAAAACGGAACUUCUGAGAUUGGUAAGAGUGCUCUUUCAGAAGAAGUUCUGAAAUCAGAUGCUCCUGAGAACACUUCUGAAAAUGGAACUUCUGAGAAUGGUAAGAAUGCUCUUUCAGAAGAAGUUCUGAAAUCAGAUGAUAGAACAGAUGUGGAUAACACCGGUUCAGCUACAUCAUCACUCCUUAAUGACCCUGUGGUGCCUCCAGGGGAAGAAUCUGCUGAUGUAAAUAACAAGUCUCUUCUUUCAGAGGAGCCUGUGGACCUGGCAACAUUCAGUUCAGCAGCAGAAUUGGAGGCACUUGGCAUGGAGAAGCUAAAGCUGGAGCUCCAGACUCAUGGACUAAAAUGCGGUGGCACUUUAAAAGAGCGCGCGGCCAGACUGUUCCUUCUGAAAACAACCCCAGUGGAUAAACUACCAAAGAAGCUGCUUGCGAAACCCAACUCUGGAGGGAAGUGA